Megalobrama amblycephala (Wuchang bream) is the source of this 4053-nucleotide messenger RNA. RefSeq names its product tripartite motif-containing protein 16-like. The record is from RefSeq and is a predicted model, not a curated record. Bases 65 to 1708 code for a protein of 547 amino acids. NCBI's taxonomy places the organism in Eukaryota, Metazoa, Chordata, Actinopteri, Cypriniformes, Xenocyprididae. The transcript is spliced from 6 exons. Gene Ontology annotation, molecular function: zinc ion binding; protein binding.
AGAAAGAGAAACUGAAGUGUAGUUGAGCUGUUGUGUGUUCGUGUCUCUGUAUUCAUGCUGUAAAAUGGCAGAAGCCAGAAUAUCUCAGGAUGAGUUCAGGUGUCCAGUGUGUCUGGAUCUCCUGAAGGAUCCAGUGACCACUUCCUGUGGACACAGUUACUGUAAGAUCUGUAUUACAGGCUGCUGGGAUCAAGAGGAUCAGAAGAGAGUCUACAGCUGUCCUCAGUGCAGACAGACCUUCAGUCCAAGACCUGCUUUAGCUAAAAACACCAUUCUGGCUGAAAUGGUGGAGAAACUGAAGAAGAUUAAACUUCCUGCUGACUGUUACGCUGGAGCUGGAGAUGUGCAGUGUGACGUCUGUACUGGAAGAAAACACAAAGCCGUCAAGUCCUGUCUGUCGUGUCUGGAGUCUUACUGUCAGAAUCACCUUGACCAACAUGAGAGUUGGUUUAAAGGAAAGAGACACAAUCUGACUGAAGCCACUGGGCGACUGCAGGAGAUGAUCUGCCCUAAACACGACAAGAUCCUUGAGGUUUUCUGCCGCACUGAUCAGGAGUGUAUAUGUCUGCUGUGUACGAUGGAUGAACAUAAAAACCACGACACUGUAUCAGCUGCAGCACAGAGGACAGAGAAACAGAAGGAGCUGAAGAAGACGCAGAGGUUGUUCCAGCAGAGGAUCCAGCAGAGAGAGAAAGAUCUUCAGCAGCUGAGAGAGGCUGUGGUGUCUCAUAAGCGCUCUGCACAGACAUUAGUGGAGGACAGUGAGAGGAUCUUCACUGAGCUCAUCCGCUCCAUUCAGAGAAGCCGCUCUGAGGCCACACAGCGGAUCAGAGAUCAGGAAAAGACUGCAGUGAGUCGAGCUGAAGGACGACUGGAGCGACUGGAGCAGGAGAUCAAUGAUCUUAGGAGAAGAGACGCUGAGCUGGAGCAGCUUUCACACACACAGGAUCACAUCCAUUUCCUGCAGAGUUUCCAGUCUCUCUCAGCUCCUCCUGAAUCUACAGACGUAAAUGACGAUCCCUUCAGUUCUCUCUCCUCUUUUGAUGUUAGAGAAUUUGUCCAUCAGCUGAGAGACAAACUGGAGGAUUUCUGCAAAGUGGAGUUUAAGAAGAUCUCUGAAAGAGUCACUUCCACCAACAUUGUUUCCAGAACCAGGAACGACUUCCUACAAUAUUACCAUCAGCUCAAUCUGGAUCUAAAUUCAGUGAAUGAACGCCUCCAUUUGUCUGAGAGGAACAGAGUGAUUACUUGCACCGGCAUUCUCAAAGCCCAGCCAUAUCCUGAUCAUCCAGACAGAUUUGAUCAUCCUCAGGUGUUGUGUAGAGAGAGAGUGUGUGGACGCUGUUACUGGGAGAUUGAGUGGAGUGGAGAUGAUAUGUUUGGUGUGUCUAUAUCAGUGUCAUAUAAGAGCAUCAGCAGGAAGGGUCGGGGUGGUGAGUCUUUGUUUGGAUGUAAUGAUCAGUCCUGGGGAUUGCAAUGCUCUUCCUCCAGUUACUCAUUCUAUCACAAUAGCAUAGAGACGAAACUCCAGGUAAAGUCCAUCAUCAGCAGAAUAGGAGUGUAUGUGGAUCACAGUGCAGGAACUCUGUCCUUCUACAGCAUCUCUGGAGACACAAUGAGCCUUAUCCAUAGAGUCCAGACCACAUUCACUAAACCGCUCUAUCCUGGGUUUACUGUUUAUAGAAGAUCAUCAGUGAAACUGUGUUGAUGAAUCAGAAUAGACUGUAGAGAGAUUCUACCCAUAAUGCUUUGAUGAAUCAGUAACAGUGAGAUAUUAUUGAACUUAUUCCUGACUAGCCUACUGCGUUUCGAAUUAUGGGUUCAACUUCCUGUUUUGGGAACUUCCAUUCAAAAAAGACUGAAAUGAAUCGUUUCAAAUCAUAAGGUUGCCCUACAAAUAAAGCUUAUCUGUCAGCUUGACUGAAUGAGCUGUCAUUUUUUCAUGUUUUAUUUUCAGACAUCAUGAGAAUUACGUAACGCUUAUUUUAACGUAACACGUUAUAACAAGAAUAUCUAUGGCAAGAGCUCUUUUCAUCCUUUGCUUUUUAUCCUCGUGAUUAUUUUAUUUUGUCCCUUUGCAUACCGCUGUAAUAGUAUGAAAAAGGACAACAUAUGCUGCACAUUUGUGGUCUGUUCUCCCGAUAUAAUUUACGAUAUAUCCCAUUAAUAAUUAAUUGGGAUGCACGAAGAAUCUCUCGUUUUUCUCCUCAAAGUCUCACGUCUCUUUCCAGGUUUGUUUUCACAGGUACAUACAAUUUAUUAAAUGUUUAAAAUGGAAAUCACUUUGAAAUAGUAUAGGAAAGUUCAUGAACAUUUUUAUUAAGGCAACAUAUAUUACAUAAUACAGAUAUCACUAUAGUUAUGUUUAACCCAUCCGUUAUUGCUGUGGAAAGAAUCACACUUUUUCAUGGCCUGUUGAAAGUACCUUGUUGAUGCUUUUACAUUUUUAAAUGUCCUUUUAAUGUUCGUUGGUUGAAGGGUGAGUAGAAUAAUGUCAUCGCUUUGUACCCAGUUUAAAAAUAAAAAGCUUUACUGCAUUCAUAGAGCGUGUCUAUCACUGACUGUUUACAGCUUAACGGAAGUUACUCCAUAAUCCGUGCAAAGUGUCAUGGGGGAUUGGAAUAAGGUGUAUAGAGUCUCUUAUUUGUUCUUCAUUACAUUAAUACUACAGCUGAACUUCUGUCAGUGAAAUAAUAUAUCAGAAUAAAUGUGUGUAAUCAAUCCUCAUGUAGACAGAGAGAUCAGUGUGUGUGUGUGUGUGUGUGUGUGUGUGAGAGAGAGAGCCAUGAUGAGUGACUGUGUGAGUCUGUGCUUUUCUCAAGCUCUGUUUGUGUUGAUGGAAAUCACAAUCAUUCAGUUCUUAUUGUUGUGUCACAUUAAUCAUUUUUAUUAUUACUAUUAAAAUUAUCAUCAGUUGAAAUGAUCACACACAGGAUUCAUUAAAAUGUAUGUAUUCAAUAAAAAAUGAGAUUUUUUGUAAAAUUGAUAAAUGUCAAUGUAUUAAUGAAUGUAAAAUAUAUCAAUCCAGAUCAUGUGAUCAUACUGUAAACUCUUGAUCAGUGAAAGUAUGAGCACAACUCUGAGAAAAGAUAAAAACAAGGAUUGAAUCAAAUCAUCAUCAGUUCAAUCAAGAUAACUCAGAAAUAUAAUAGGUAUGUGUUAAGAAGAAAGUGUUUUGUUCCCUUUCUCGUUGUUGUCUUUUUUCUUAAUCUGUUGUAGUCACGUACACCUUUAAGGAGUAUCUUAUUUCCUAUAAGAGCCACACUGUUCUGUUCAUGCCUAUAAUUAUAUUUAUAUUAUAAUUCAUACUCCUUAAUGCUUCUGUAAAAUAGAUGAGUCAUACAUGCAUUUAGCUUUCCUUUGUUUUAAGUUGGCCUAGAUUCUGCUAUAUAUAAGUUACAGUGAGCUCUGACUUUGACUUUGAGUGAACAGCACUUCUCGUGUUCGUGUCAUUCUUUGUCCCCGGUAACAGUGUUCUGCUCUACAUUAUAUUGAUUAAGUAUUGGAGGUCCAUAACUUUAUCUAACAGUAUGAAAGAAGGAAAACUGUAAGCUGAACUCUGAACUCAGUCCAGAUGAAUCCCAUCAUUACUGUAAAUGUCAGAACUGUUGGAAAUUUCUUUGUUCAGUGGUUCAUGCUGCUCGUCCUGAUCUAGAAAGUAUCCUGACAUGAUAAACCAUGUUUUUCUACAUGAACUGUGGUAAUACCAUGCUCUGAAUUCAUCAUGUAGUGUUGUGGUGAAUAAUGUCAGUGUUUUCUUUCUAUAUCUGUCAUGUGAUCGUCCCGCUGCUGCUCUCAGUGCUGUAAUGAACACAAAUAAUUCAAUAUAUUAAUAUACUUCACUUUCAUCAGAGCAAAGAGAGGCAGUGAUGAAGUGUAAUGUUUCAGUAGAGGAUGUCAAACACUGUGAUCUAUACGAUGACCUUUGACCUUCCUGAAAGAUGAACCAGUCUAACUAGAUUAUGAUCUCUGUCAGAAACCUGUACCUGAAAAACUUCUGAUCUGUUGUAUUUGUCCUAUUGUGUGUAAUUUGCUUCUUUGUUCUUAUUGUUA